AUGAGUCUCAACCCUGGGAAUGUUGUCUCCAACUUUCCAGUUCUUUAUGGCAAGAAUUGGAACCGAUGGUGUGUUCAACUGAAAGCGAUUCUUGGGUAUCAGGAUGUUAUGAACAUUGUUGAAGAAGGAUACUCACCUCUAGUGGUGAAUGCCAUUGAUGCACAGAAGCUGACACACAAGGAGAACAAGAAGAAAGAUUGCAAGGCCAUGGUGAUUCUUCACCAAUCUGUGGAUCCACCUCAUUUUGAAAAAAAUUCAAGAGCAACAAAUUCGAAGGAGGCAUGGGAAAUUCUGGAAAAAUGCAAUGCUGGUGCUGAACAAUUGAAGAAAGUUAGGCUUCAAACAAUGAGGAGACAAUAUGAACUCAUGCAAAUGGAUGAGAAUGAAAGGGUGUCUGAAUUCUUCAAUAGAAUUCUCAUCCUCACCAACUCAAUGAAAUCAUGUGGUGAGGUGAUUUCUGACCUUACUAUAGUUGAGAAGAUUCUAAGAACUCCCACACCAAGAUUCGAUCACAUUGUGGUGGCUAUUGAGGAAUCAAGAAAGAUUGAUACCGUGAAGAUUGAGGAACUUCAAGGUUCCUUGGAAGCACAUGAGCAAAGACUAAAUGAACGAAAUGGUGGCUCUAGGGGCAAAUCUGGUCAGAAAUAUCGAGGAAGGGGAAGAAACUUCAGAGGGAGUUCUGAAAGAAAUUACAGUAAUCAUGAGAAUAUCAAGGCUAGGUCAGAUCAACCUGAAUCUUCUAUCAGAAGAGGAGGGUUCAAGCAAUUCAAAGGCAAGAAAUCUGUUGAUAAAAGGAAAGUAAAGUGUUACAGCUGCAACAAUUUUGGACAUUAUAGUUCAGAAUGUCAUGCUUCCAACCGCAGUGAUGAUCAUAGGAGAAAUCUUGAUGCAAAUGCUAAUCUGGUCAAGGAAGAAACAACAGAUGAUGAAGAUCCAUGCAGAUUACUCAUGAUGAUAACAAAAAAUGAUGUUACAAGUGAUGAAGUAUGGUAUCUUGAUUCAGGAUGUUCAAACCACAUGACUGGUCAUAAAGAAUGGCUUGUAAAUUUUGAUGAGUCAAAGAAAACCAAGGUUAGAUUUGCAGACAACAGAACUGUUGAUGCUAAGGGCACUGGUGAUCUCUUAAUCAGAAGGGAAGAUGGCAAGAAGGCCCUGAUAACUGAAGUUCUGUAUGUUCCAGCCAUGAAGAGUAAUUUGAUCAGCAUUGGGCAGUUAUUGGAGAAAGGUUUCAACAUGAACUUGCAACAUGUAAUUCUUGAUGUUUAUGAUGACACAGAAAAGAAGAUCUUGAGUGCACCUCUAACCAGAAACAGAACUUUCCAAGUCAAGUUUGGAGCAUUUGAUGCAAAGUGUUUCAAUGCAGAAAAAAUUACUGAUGAAACUUGGCUAUGA
This is a messenger RNA of Cicer arietinum (chickpea), 1392 nucleotides long. RefSeq lists its product as uncharacterized. The record is from RefSeq and is a predicted model, not a curated record. Gene Ontology annotation, molecular function: zinc ion binding; nucleic acid binding. NCBI's taxonomy places the organism in Eukaryota, Viridiplantae, Streptophyta, Magnoliopsida, Fabales, Fabaceae.